AGCAUUAUGGAUGAAAAAAACACACCGAUCCGAACCUACCAGGUGUGCAACGUGAUGGAAGCCAGUCAGAACAACUGGCUGCGAACUGACUGGAUCACCCGAGAAGGGGCGCAGAGGGUGUAUAUUGAGAUUAAGUUCACUCUGAGAGACUGCAACAGUCUUCCGGGCGUCAUGGGGACUUGCAAGGAGACGUUUAACCUGUACUACUACGAAUCGGACAACGACAAGGAGCGCUUCAUCCGAGAGAGCCAGUUUGGCAAGAUCGACACCAUCGCGGCUGAUGAGAGCUUCACGCAGGUGGACAUUGGUGACAGAAUCAUGAAACUCAACACUGAGAUCCGGGAUGUAGGGCCCCUGAGCAAGAAGGGCUUUUACCUAGCCUUUCAGGAUGUGGGUGCUUGCAUCGCCCUGGUGUCUGUCCGUGUGUUCUACAAGAAGUGUCCACUCACUGUUCGAAAUCUAGCCCAGUUUCCUGACACCAUCACGGGGGCCGAUACCUCUUCGCUGGUGGAAGUUCGAGGCUCUUGUGUCAACAACUCCGAAGAGAAGGAUGUGCCAAAAAUGUACUGUGGGGCAGAUGGCGAAUGGCUGGUACCCAUUGGCAACUGCCUAUGCAAUGCUGGGCAUGAGGAGCAGAAUGGUGAAUGCCAAGCUUGCAAAAUUGGAUAUUACAAAGCGCUCUCCACGGAUGCCACCUGCGCCAAGUGUCCACCGCACAGCUACUCCGUCUGGGAAGGAGCCACCUCGUGCACCUGUGACCGCGGCUUCUUCCGAGCUGACAACGAUGCGGCCUCCAUGCCCUGCACCCACCUUGCAGCGGCUGUGACCUUGAGCAAGGCAGGAAUGAUGGGCCCCUGGCAUUUCGCUCAUGUUUUGCACUAG
Messenger RNA from Peromyscus eremicus (cactus mouse), 882 nucleotides. RefSeq names its product ephrin type-A receptor 4-like. Gene Ontology annotation, cellular component: membrane; neuron projection. Gene Ontology annotation, biological process: axon guidance; protein phosphorylation; cell surface receptor protein tyrosine kinase signaling pathway. The record is from RefSeq and is a predicted model, not a curated record. The transcript is spliced from 3 exons. Lineage: Eukaryota; Metazoa; Chordata; Mammalia; Rodentia; Cricetidae. Bases 7 to 882 code for a protein of 291 amino acids. Gene Ontology annotation, molecular function: transmembrane-ephrin receptor activity; zinc ion binding; ATP binding.